This is a messenger RNA of Tetrahymena thermophila SB210, 2136 nucleotides long. RefSeq names its product kinase domain protein. The record is from RefSeq and is a predicted model, not a curated record. The transcript has 6 exons. Lineage: Eukaryota; Ciliophora; Oligohymenophorea; Hymenostomatida; Tetrahymenidae.
AUGGCUUGUUCUUACAAUGCAUUUGCAGGUUUUGAGACUCAUGUUAUAGGACUAAAAGAAACAUGGAAAACUUUAAAAUAAGGUGAUGAUUGGUACUUUUACUAUGCUUAAGCAUAAAUUUGGGCUUUUUCGACCAUGUGCAACACAACUUCAUAAACAAUUUCAACAACAUAAGAGUAUUUAUUUACUAGUUUAUGGAUGCUUAUUUCUAGUAUUGCAUUUGCUUAUUUGAUCAAUAAGAUUGGUAGUAUAUUAUCAGAUUUAAACUAAUAAGAAGAAAGUUACAGAGAUGAUAUUAAUGUUUUAAAUUAAUUCAUGAAGAGGAAAUAAAUAAAUUUAGGUUUAUAAAGAAUGCUUAAUUUAGAGCUCAAACAAUAUUAUAAAUAAGAAGAGUUGAAGAAAAAAAUAGAUGUAUAAGGUACUCUUUCAAAGUUGAGCAAACCCAUGUACAAAGAACUAAUGCAAGAGUCUUAUAAAAAGGUUUUGAAUUAGCUUCCUUACUUCCAAAACUAUGUUUCUGAAAAUAACUUGAGCAAAGUAUAUGAAAUAAUGGAAGAGAUAGGCUAUAGUUAACAUCAAGUAAUAGAAAGUAAUGAUUUUGAAGAUGACGUUUCUAUUUACUUUGUACUAAAAGGCCAGUUUAUAUUAAAGCAAUGUCUAAACUACGAUGAAAAUUAAUGCAACAAAACAGAAGAAGAAUAACAGAUUUAAGAAAAACCCUUAAAGAAUAAAAUCCCUUCUAAAAAUGUUUACAAAGAUAUAAAGUAUAUCAAAAAAGGUUAAUUUUUUGGAAUGUUUGAGUUUUUGACUGGCUAAAAACGACUUUAUAUAGCUGAAUCUUAAAAUGUUUCAAUUGUGAUAAGGCUUCCAUUAAAUAAGUUCUUGGAUAUUAUAAAAUCAGAUGAAAAAGAUUACCAGAAGUAUAUGGAAUUCAGAGACAAAUUGAUUUUUAAUUAAAAUAUUAGCUUUUUUAACAUUCCAUGCUACACUUGUGGUUAGGUUGACCACUUCUUUAUAAAUUGCUCAAAAACUCAUUUUACUAGGGAUAAUCCAUUUUUGAUUCCGAAACAUAACUUCUCAUUUACCUAAGAUAGAAAUCCAAACUAUGAAAGAAAAUCUCGUGGUCAGUACAAAAUGAUAUUUUAGGAAGUUGAAGAAGAAGAAGAUGACUGUAUCAGCUAAAAAUCAUCAUCAUAUACAGGUUAAAAGAAUGAUAGGAGCCACGAGGAUUAGUAUUCUUAUUUUGAUAUUGAAAAAGAAUAAAUGGAAAGGCCAGAACUAAGAGGAAAUAGAGGAUCCACUUACUAUUUAUCUGUUAACUAAUAAAAAAGGCAUUCUAUUGAAGAAAAAAUUAAUGAAGAUCCUAUAAUAAUCAUAUCUCAAGCAAAUGAUCCUUACAUUUAAAAGGCCGUUUCUUAAAAGACAAUGAAUGGUUAAUCGCAAGAUUAAGAUUAGCAAGGAUAUUUAAGAUAAAGUAAAAAUAGUGAAUAUUUAGAUGAAUAGACAAUAGAAAAUUUAAAAAAUUCUACUAAAAUGAGAAGAGCUUCUUCAAAUAAAUUUUUAAAUAGCAGCCUGAGCAGGCGAUUUUCUACAAGUAAUAAUAACAAAAUAAAAAGAUAUUCAGUCGAUGAUAUGACCCCUAAGAUUGCAAAAAAUGUAAACUUAAAUUAAAUAGAAGAAAUAGGUGAGUCUUUAAAGGAGAUAGAUUAUUCUUUUUCAGAAAUGAAUAAAUAAAACAGCUUUAAUUCAAACAGAAACAGUUUAACAAUAUUUGGAGUGCCUAAAUAACGAAAAAGCAGUUUUAAUUUAUAAACUUAUUCGUAAUUUACAAAUUUAAAACCAUAUCAACUAGAUAGUUAAUUCAGAAGAAUGCAAAUUGAAUGGAAGGACUCUCUUGAUUAUUGGAAAUUCGAUAAAUUAACAUUCUUGAAGUAUUAUUUUUCAGAUUACAAUUAUUUAUUAGUCAUAAGAAGAAUAUAAAAAUACAAAGCCAAGAAAAAUAUCAAAUUGAAAACAGAAAAAAUUAUUCAGCAAUAAAAUAGCUAGUUCAAAAAAUUAAAUACGCUUUUGAAGAAAAAAACUACAAAUACUAGGAGCCUACAGCAUUUAUAAACUAAAUUAGCUAAGAAUGAAUGA